UAUGGCGUCCGUUAAAUAUCUAAGUGCGUUCCAUAACCAACAGACAUUCCCACAGGGCUGAUAAUGGACCAGCCGCCGCUUCUACAUUAGAAGCUGCUCUGAGAUGGAGCAAUGGUUUGAGUGAACUGGUUUGACCUUAAUUAUAAUAGAUUUGUUUGUUUGUUUUAUUUAUUGUAACCUGGGCGGUGUCAUUACCGACUCGCUUACUUGUCUCAGCAAUUCACGGAUCUGGCAACCCACGCAUUGACAGAGCGAGGGGCGAUGCGGAUAGAGAGAGUCAUAUAGACAAACCGAACAACGCGAAUAAGAAGCAAAAACAAAAAACAAAAACAAAAAAAGGAAAGCAAAGAAAAGAUGGCCAGUCAAUCACAAGGCAUCCAGCAGCUUCUCCAGGCUGAGAAAAGAGCUGCCGAGAAGGUUGCAGAAGCGAGGAAACGGAAAACACGGCGUCUGAGGCAGGCGAAGGAGGAGGCGCAGGCUGAGAUUGAGCAGUACAGGAUUGGCAGGGAGAGAGAGUUCCAGCACAAACAACACGCGUCUCUGGGCUCCCAGGGGAACCUCUCCACAGAGGUGGAUCAGCAGACCAGGAAGAAAAUCCAGAGCAUGCAAGCAAACUACCAGAGCAACCGGGAGAGAGUGCUGAGAACACUGCUGAGCCUGGUGUGUGACAUCAAGCCUGAGAUCCACCAGAACUACCGCAGCACUGCCUAGAGAGAGGAGAGGGGAGAGGGGAGAGAGUGGAGGGGAGAGGAGGAGAUGGGAGAGGAGGGGAGAGGGGAGAGGGGAGAGAGUGGAGGGGAGAGGGGAGAGGGGAGAGGAGCAGAUGGGAGAGGAGGAGAGAGGGGAGAGGGAAGGGGAGCCUGGUGUGUGACAUCAAGUCUGAGAUCCACCAGAACUACCGCAUCACUGCCUAGAGAGGGGAGAGGGGAGAGGAGGAGAGAGGAGAGAGGGAAGGGGAGCCUGGUGUGUGACAUCAAACCACACAUCCAUCAGAACUACCAGAUCACUGCCUAGAGAGAAGAGAGGAGGAGAGUGGAGAGGGGAGAUAGAGGAGACCGGGGAGGUGAAGAAAGAGGUGGUGGAGGUGAGGAGAGGGGACCACACUUGUCAAGCAGUGAUGUGUCAAUUCACAUAUCCAUCUGAACUAAAUCCACUGGAUAUGUCGCAUGUGCAUGGCUAGUUGUACUGUGUAUGUGCAGAUAUAUAAAACACACACACAGAUAAGUGUGUUAAAAUGAGUGCUAGCCAAUACUUUCAAAUCCAAUUCUUUAACCUUGAAUAGCUAUAUUAAACAGUAAUUUGCUUUAGUGUCAUUUUUGUAGUUUUUUCACAUUCCUCGUGCUGAUGUGUUUGCUAUCAUUCUAAGUGGCUCUGGCUCUUGUAUUGUUAUCAUUUUCUCUGAAUCUGCCUUUGAGCUGCUUUGCGCUUGUCUGGAGAAUCCUAAAUGCUAGGAGUGAACAGCGUUCCUCGUUCCAUUCAAACCACGCUGACUUUUUAACUCUUCUAGCCCCGCCUGUCCUACAUACACACAGACAGAGAGAGUAGGUGGGGCUGACAGAGCUGGAAGGUCGCAUUGUCGCGUGAUUUGGAUUGAACGAGGACGGGUAAAGGUGAAAAAUGAUAGCAGCUCAAUAUGAGAGCAGCAGAACUGAGAACCACUCAUAAUGGUUGUAAAGUCCAUGCAAAGAGGCCGGUAGUGUAAAAAAAGCAAUUGAAAUGGCAGCUACUUAGCAGUCCCUCUGUAUUGUAUUUUGCUUCCUUCUUGUCUUCAUAACCCUUUCAUGUUAAUGUAUGUCGUUGGAAAUCAUGCCUGAACCCCACGAGACUCCUAGGUCCCAGUCUGAGGCAGUGUAGAGAUAGAUAUAUAUAUAUAUAUAUAUACAUACAUACAUACAGUAUAUAAGUGUCCUGUUCUCUUGUAUACACAAAGGAGUUCCUUCUUCAGCUCGACAAAAAUAAUUCAGGACUGAAAGGGUUAAGAUAUGCAAAUGUUUCAAAUCCAACAUUUAUAUAAAAACUGUUAGUACCUGUGCUGUAGGUCACAUGGAGUGACUACAGCACAGGAAGUGGUUAGGUACCAGGAAGCAGCAGCAACGUUUCUAGAGCAUUGUCUUUGAAAUAACUGCAUAUUCCGCAAUGAAGUAUCAAAUGCAAGAUGAGAACUUUAACUGAAGAAAAGUUGGGUAGGGUGAUGAUAAUGUGGUUACUGCUAACAAGAGUAAAGAAAUGGAUUUUGAAGCACUUCUUUGGUGUGUUCUGUGUGAUAAUUGUACUGUGCUGCACAUUCGUAUUGCUAACAACUGUCAUUUUCUGCAACAACUAAUAAAGUAUACUACCAGUGUU
Acipenser ruthenus (sterlet) is the source of this 2343-nucleotide messenger RNA. RefSeq names its product V-type proton ATPase subunit G 2-like. The transcript has 3 exons. Lineage: Eukaryota; Metazoa; Chordata; Actinopteri; Acipenseriformes; Acipenseridae. Gene Ontology annotation, molecular function: proton-transporting ATPase activity, rotational mechanism. Gene Ontology annotation, cellular component: vacuolar proton-transporting V-type ATPase complex. Bases 355 to 711 code for a protein of 118 amino acids. The record is from RefSeq and is a predicted model, not a curated record. Gene Ontology annotation, biological process: proton transmembrane transport.